AUUGCAUUCGUACGUCACACUGCCAUAGUUGUUUAUCAAUCUCUAGUGCAUAAUUCUAUGGAUUUAUAACUAAUAUCUUAUCAAAUGUGCAUGAAAGUUAGUUGAUUAUAAAUAAUGUCGGAUCAAAUAGAUACUUACUGUCGCCUUUGUGCAGAAACAACACCAAUAACACAGCUAAUAACGGCAGAGGACGAUGUCGCCGUGAGCUCCAAAGUUCUAACAAAAAUGCAAUGGAUAAACAUAGAUAUUACUUCUACUGUCCUUCCAACUACAAUCUGUUUCUCAUGUUUCGAUUUAUUAGAGAGAACCUGGGCGUUUCUACACAACGCACGCACCGCGCAAGUGAAACUAACGUCCAUUUUUGUGAAGAAAACAGUUGACGAUCAAAGCGCAUCAAAUUCUCAAAAGAAGAAAUCGCGAGAGAACGUUCCCGUUAUAAAACCUGUGGACAAGGAUUGGGACGACUUUCAGACGACAAAACAUGAGGUUAAAGUAGAAAAUAGUGACCAGCUGGAGCAUAUAACAACUGUAGACGCCAGUACGCUCCUUCAAAUAGAUUUUCAAGUUAAGUCCGAGCAGCUAAGCGAUAAUGAUCAUUACGACAAUUCAAUCGACACCGAAGGCUUCUCCACUGACAGCGAUGCUCCAUUGGUUGAGAAAAAGAAGAAGUCUAAACGCAAAAAGAGUGAUUAUGGACUGAACGACUUGGGAGUGUCACUAACUUGGGAAGAAUACAUGUGCCGCUGCGCUCAGUGUGAUGCGCAGUGUAAGAAUAUGGAAUCCUUGCAACUCCACUCCUUGCAAAUACAUUCUUGUUGUUGUGUUUUCAAAUGCUUGGACUGCGAUAAAGUAAUCACGAGUUACAGAUCCUUUAUAAACCAUGUCCGAACUCAUAACAAAAGUCUGAGACGGUGUUGCGAAUAUUGCAACAAGCGCUUUUCAUCGUCAUCCUGCCUUAAAAAACAUGUCUCUAACGCUCACCGAAAGUCGUACUUAACAACAUGUUCUAACUGCGGAAGCAAUUUUGAAACCCCGGAACAAUUACAAGACCACAUCUUAAUUUUUUCAAGAAGUCAAAAGAAGCAUCGGAAACAGGAUACGCUGGAUUCGGAUUUGAAAUGUGAGCAUUGUCAUAAAGAGUUUAAAUCUAGAAGUAAUUUGCAGCAACAUAAACUAGUACACAUGGAACGGAAUAGGGAAUUCGCUUGUCAUAUCUGUGGCAAAAUGUUCUUCACUAAAGGUACGCUUAGCACUCAUAUGAAUACACAUGAAGACUCAAAGCCGCAUAAGUGUGAGUUUUGUCCGUUAGCUUUCCGAGCCCGUGGCAAUUUAAUAUCUCACAUCAGUCUUCAUUCCGGGGCGAAACCGUUUGUCUGCGAGCAAUGUGGAAAAAGUUUCCGAGUGAAACGGCAUCUGAAAUCACAUUCCAUAGUCCAUACAGAUUUGAUGCCGUACGUGUGUGAAUAUUGCAAUAAGCAAUUCCGCUUCAAGACUCGCUUGAAUCUCCAUUUAAGACAACAUACGGGAGCCAAGCCGUACACAUGUAUAUUCUGUCAACGAGACUUUACAAAUGGAUCGAAUUAUAAGAAGCAUAUGAAACGUAGGCACAAUAUUGACACAUCGAAGAAGAAGUUUAAUGCUGGUAAGGACGAGAUGGAUAAUCAGGCAACUAUACAAGCUGUGCACGCCACAGUCCAGGCAACGAUACAAGCUAUUCAAGCAACGCAAGCUUGAGUAUUUCCUAUAGAAUCGUAGCAUACAAGCUAGUGGUAGGCCGCAAAAAUAUAUGACACACUCUUAUGGCUCUACAAAUAAGAUUUGUGUCAGAUAUUUUUUCGGCCUUCGUUGUGUAACAUAUUAUUGCAGGUGACUGUAUAGUCAAAUAUAAUGUUAUAUUUAAGGUGAUACAUACCUCACCUUAAAUUAGAUUGAUGGAUUGGAGGACUAUGAUUAUGAUUAAGUAAUCUUAAUUAAAAUGAAUCUAGAGUUAGUAUUAUGUUUCGUUAUGUUUUCGUUAUAUAUUUUAGUCGACAUCAAACAGUGACAGCCAAAAUACUGAUGUAGUGCAUAAUUGUUUUCCAUCGUAUUUUCUCGGAAACGCUCGUAUUUGUCAUGCUACUUCAAUCAACCUCAGUACUUUUUGUACCGAGACUGUAAUAGCAAGACACGUACGCACGUUUCCGUGAAAAUACGAAGGAAAAUAAUUAUGCACUAUGUAGACAAAUAUUUCGCAAACGCGUCGGUGUAGACAGCGCUAUGGAAAAUGGCGUCACUGCGCAGUUGCUCCAACGUUGCGUCGAGCAGCAGCCACAGAGUUAACUACACGGCGACGCUCAAAAGACGCUUGCGUGGGGUGUCCCUUAUUCCUAUGAUAACAUAGGUGUCCUGCAUUGCAAUAUAUUUGAUCACUAUGGGUUUGACUGUAUAUAUUUGAUGCUGACCGUACCUAUUAUAGAAUUUGUACAAUUCAAAUUCAAUUAGAAUUAAACUGUAAAUAAUAUGUUAGUAUUUAUUAUACGCAACACUGUAAAGUAGAAAAAUAAAGCAAUAUUUUUAAUACC
This is a messenger RNA of Cydia splendana, 2561 nucleotides long. Its product is annotated as gastrula zinc finger protein XlCGF57.1-like. NCBI's taxonomy places the organism in Eukaryota, Metazoa, Arthropoda, Insecta, Lepidoptera, Tortricidae. The coding region runs from base 115 to 1734 and encodes 539 amino acids. Gene Ontology annotation, biological process: regulation of gene expression. The record is from RefSeq and is a predicted model, not a curated record. The transcript has a single exon. Gene Ontology annotation, cellular component: nucleus. Gene Ontology annotation, molecular function: zinc ion binding.